CAGAGGAGCAGAAGGAUGUCUUAUAAAGCGGGCUCACAGUCCUCCUACAGGAAGAUGUUCGGUGGAGAGAGGGUCCCGGCCAGGACCGGCUACUCCAGCCGCCAGUUCUCCAUCCCGGUGCGGUCCUCCGGGCUCUCCUCCGGGCUCUCCUCCCGGCUCUCCUCCCGGCUCUCCUCCGGGCUCUCCUCCGGGCCGAGCCUUUACGCAUCGAGGACGCAGAGGCUCCGGAGCAGCGCAGCGAUGCCCCGGCUGUCCUCCGAGAACCUGGACUUCUCCCUGUCCGAGGCCAUCAACAGCGAGUUCAUGUCCAACCGCACCAACGAGAAGGUGCAGAUGCAGUCGCUCAACGACCGCUUCGCCAACUACAUCGACAAGGUUCGCUUCCUGGAGCAGCAGAACAAGAUCCUGCUGGCAGAGCUGGAGCAGCUGCGGGGCAAAGGCACGUCCCGGGUCGGAGACCUGUACGAGGACGAGAUGAGGGAGCUGAGGCGCCAGGUGGACCAGCUCACCAACGAGAAGGCCCGGGUGGAGGUCUACAGGGACAACCUGGCGGAGGACAUGGACCGGCUGAGAGAGAAGUUGCAGGAUGAGAUCUCCCAGCGAGAGGACGCUGAGGGCACCAUGCAGAACUUCAGACAGGAUGUGGACAAUGCUGCCCUCGCCAGACUGGACCUGGAACGGAAGGUUGAGUCACUCCAGGACGAAAUCAACUUCCUCAAGAAGCUGCACGAUGAGGAAAUGCUGGAGCUGCAGAGCCAGAUCCAGCAGCAGCAGCAUGUGCAUGUGGACAUGGAGAUGGCUAAACCUGACCUGACAGCUGCUCUGAGAGACGUCCGUCUGCAGUAUGAGAACCUGGCCUCCAAAAACAUCCACGAGUCAGAGGAAUGGUACAAAUCCAAGUUUGCUGACCUCACUGAAGCUGCAGCCAGGCAUAAUGACGCUUUGAGAGUUGCCAAGCAAGAGGCCAAUGACUACAGACGCCAGGUUCAGGCACUUACUUGUGAGGUGGAUGCCCUUAAAGGAACUAAUGAGUCCAUGGAGCGCCAGAUGAGCGAGAUGGAGGAAAACUUCUCCCAGGAGACGGGCGGUUACCAGGACAACAUUGGCCGCCUGGAGGAGGACAUUCACAACAUGAAGGACGAGAUGGCUCGUCACCUGCGGGAGUACCAGGACCUCCUGAAUGUCAAGAUGGCCCUGGACAUUGAGAUCGCCACCUACAGGAAGCUGCUGGAAGGAGAGGAGAGCAGAAUCACCACCCCACUGCCAAACUUCUCAUCUCUGAACCUGAGAGAAACAAUGAUUGAUUCAAAGCCCCAUUUUGAAUCUACAACAACUAAGAAGGUUCUAAUCAAGACCAUUGAGACCAGGGACGGUCAGGUGAUCAACGAGUCAACCCAGAACCACGAUGACAUGGAUUAAUAAUAUCUUUGUCUUUGCCAAACAAUCAACAAAAGCAAUAUGAAGAAACACAUUUCACCAGGGCUCCAAGCAAGCAAACAAAACAAACUACACAAAAAGCAAACAGCUUCAAGAAGUGCCUUUAUAUGUGAUGAUCCAGUAAGCCUGUUAGUUGACACAGACUGUAUUUUGCUUCCUCCUCUGCUGAAAGUAUUAUCUUUUGUUACAUUCGUUUAGACACAGUAAUGAUACACCACAACAUAGAAAUCCUCGUUGAGGUCUGCAGAAACCUUUAUUUGUAACCAAAGUAGUAUUUUUGAUCAAUACAGCACGCACACUCCAGGAAAUCUGUAUGCUAAAGAUGUCACAAUUGCCUGUACGCAGCAAUAAAGCAGUGAGACUGUAACUAGAUACUGUGCAUUAGUUGUGAUACUUUGCUGGUAUUUGCUAGUUUUGCAGGUCAUACUUUUAUGGUAAUUAGGUAGAAGUAGUAAAACAAUGCCUCAUGAAUAAAUUGUAGAAAUGUUUUGUUUUUUUCGGACUACAAUAUCCACAUCUCUUUUUAGAAUCGCAAUAAGGUAAGAAUAUUACAUGCAUCGGCUGUAUCAAGACGCAAAACUGAUUUAGAGACUACAUUUUCAAGCUUAAUAAGAUGCGAUUAAUUUUAUUUAAAGUGUAUAAGACACUAAAGAAUAGAAGAAACAUUGAUAGAAUACACCGAAUAAACCUACUGUCUUAUUUAGGAGCUUCAGCGGUCUUCUCCUGGUUCUCCUGCUUACGUUAACCCCAAAUACAUUUGCAUACACAAGCGAGACAAAGUAUUAGAAACAACACAAAAUAAUAAAAUCCAACACCACCACUAACAGAGGCCCUAAAACUGAAAUGAACAGAGUUAAAUCAUGUCUCUCAACACGACAAGCUACAUAAAGAAGCAUAUGGUUUUUUUGCAGGGCUUUG
Messenger RNA from Anoplopoma fimbria (sablefish), 2355 nucleotides. RefSeq names its product vimentin A2-like. The record is from RefSeq and is a predicted model, not a curated record. The transcript has 9 exons. Gene Ontology annotation, cellular component: cytoplasm; plasma membrane; axon. Gene Ontology annotation, molecular function: structural constituent of cytoskeleton. Gene Ontology annotation, biological process: intermediate filament organization. Bases 16 to 1419 code for a protein of 467 amino acids. Lineage: Eukaryota; Metazoa; Chordata; Actinopteri; Perciformes; Anoplopomatidae.